Messenger RNA from Odontomachus brunneus, 1939 nucleotides. RefSeq lists its product as uncharacterized. NCBI's taxonomy places the organism in Eukaryota, Metazoa, Arthropoda, Insecta, Hymenoptera, Formicidae. The record is from RefSeq and is a predicted model, not a curated record. Bases 442 to 1182 code for a protein of 246 amino acids. The transcript is spliced from 2 exons.
UCUGUAACAACCAUAGACGUAUAUAACUAGACUGCGCAUGCUAUGCUAGCCGUUGAAGCAAACAUUUAAAAAGAGAAAGCAAUAUCGGGAGGAUCUCUGUCUCACUCUAAAUCACCCGUAGAGGGGGAAGUGAACUCUUUUCCCUUCAAGACUUUAGUAGCAGCAGGAGCGAAGCAGACAACAUUCUGUAACUACUAUAAGAAAAGCGCUGUAAUUGAUAUAUUUAUUUAAUAAAUUAUAAAGAUGGUUAGAUAUUGUUGUAUGUGCAAAGUGACAUCAGGUCAAAUCAGCAAUGUAUAUUUUCAUAGGUUAGUAAAUUUAAUUUAUAUAUGUAUAUAUAUACGUAUAUAUACAAAUAGUUUGUAUGUAUAUUUGCACCAAUAACAUAACCCAAAAAUUUUUUACAGUUUACCAAAAAAUGAAGAAAAAAAACGGGAAUGGAUGGAUGUAAUAGGACAUCCAGUAAGCUUACACAGUUCUGUGUGCAGUAAACAUUUUAAUGAAUCCGAUUUUGUGUACAAAACUAUUGGAGCUUCUAUAAAAAGAUUUUUACAUGAUGCAGCUGUACCAUUUGCAGAAUUAUGUGAUGUUGACAAGGAAUCAUCUUCAAAAAUGAAUCCUGAUGAAAAUGCAGUGAACAUGGUCAAUGAUAUGCAAGAUACAGUUGGUCAAACACCGACAUUUACUCAAGUUUUAGACAAUACAUUAUCUUCCUUAGGAGUAUUUGAAAAUGUAAUUAACAUUGGUAAUAAUAAAGAUACCAAUGUUAGUAAUGAAAAAAAUAUGUUGACUGUACAAAGUAGCACUGAAACAUUGAACAUUUCUAGGUGUAAGAAAGACAAUAAAUCAAGUGCAACGGAAAUUGAAAGUAUACAUCACGUCACCUCUUUAAAAAGGACAUCUAGUCAUACGAAUGAAAAUGUUAAAAGAUUGUGUAUAGCACGGUACAUAGGAGAUUUGAAAAGGGAAGAUUUUACAUCUGAUAGAAGUUUUGAAAUUUUCAGUGAUUUUCGUGAAGAAAUGCUGAAACAUAAAAAAAUAUGUAAGCAGUCUAUAAAUAGAUUAAAAAAAAAAAUCUCUAAUGUACAAGAUAUGUACAAUCACCUUAAAAAGAAUGGUCUCCUUUUUAAUGAAGCUUCUGAUGCUUUGAAUGUAAGUACGUUACUCAGUGAGGAUAAAUGAUGUGAAAAUGUAACAAUAGUCAACUAUGCAGUUUAUAAACAACAAAUUGAAUACAUGAAAUAGUACCUUGUUUGCUUCAAUUUCUUGUGUAUGAAGUUUAGCGUUAUUAUUAAAUUGAUGAAUGAAAAUAUAUUCAGCCCUAACAGCAAAUAUUUCUAAUAGUGAGACUUAAAUAUGUAUUACCUAUUUUAUUUUAUUUUUUGAUAGAAAUAUUUAACUUGUAAAAAGCACAGAGAUUGUAAUUAUUAUUUUAUUUUUACACUUAUUUUGAUACUUAUUUUUGUAAGUUAUUUUUAACCAGCGAAUCUAAUGUAAUCACAUAUUUUUCCAGAUUUAUAUAUAAUACAAAUAUUGUUUUCUCGUAAACAUAGGAAAUGUGUAAAUUAAAUUAAAUUAUAAUUAAGUAGCGUUUAUAAUUUUUUUGUCCAAAGAAUUUAAAGCAUUCACUACUUUCAAACACUUGAAAUGAAGCUCUUAACUUCUAAAUUACAUAAAUUUUUAUUUCAAAAGAAGGCAAGUUAAUAUGUAAGUAAUUUUAAAUAAUUUUUUUUAUGAAUUUUUUUUAACUAUUAUAAAAUUGUUUGUCCUAUAUAGAAUGAAAAAAUAAAAUUAAGUACCAACUAAGUAACUGCUCUGUGUAUGAUAAUACAUAACAACUUAUAAAAUUAAUAACAAUUUUUACAUCAAUAUAAUGUUUUUCAUAAUAAUUUCAUUUACGUUAAUAUUUUCUUCCAUUUCUCUUUUUCCUAGAUAUGUU